CCAGCUUAUUCUGUCUUCCCUUCUGAAGCUACAGUUUGGGAACAGGUCGUGGGAUAGCUUUGUGGAUAGACAAACCUGGAUUCUGCUCUCUUAUCCAAGUCCAAUGGAGUCUAGAUGCUAAACCUAUAUGUCCACGAGUCAGCAACAUGGAACUUAUUACCCGAGAGGAUCCAGAGAAUUUGCUGAAGAGGAGAAGGAAAAAACCCAACCCAACCCAAACCAAACAAAAAACCUGUGCGUGAGGGGGGAGGAAAAGCAGGGCCUUUAAAAAGGCAACCACAACAACUUUUGCUGCCAGGAUGCCCUUGCUUUGGCUGCGAGGAUUUCUGUUGGCGAGCUGCUGGAUUAUAGUGAAGAGUUCCCCUGCCCCGGGAUCCGAGGGGCACAGUGCGGACCCCGCCUGCCCGUCCUGUGCACUGACCACCCUGCCCAAGGAUGUACCCAGCGCUCAGCCGGAGAUGGUGGAGGCCGUCAAAAAGCACAUUUUAAACAUGCUGCACUUGAAGAAGAGACCCGAGGUCACCCAGCCGGUGCCCAAGGCGGCGCUUCUGAAUGCGAUCAAAAAGCUGCAUGUGGGCAAAGUGGGGGAGAACGGGUACGUGGAGAUAGAGGAUGACAUCGGAAGGAGGGCAGAAAUGAAUGAACUGAUGGAGCAGACCUCAGAGAUCAUCACGUUCGCGGAAUCAGGCGCUACCAGGAAGACGCUGCACUUUGAGAUUUCCAAAGAGGGCAGUGACCUGUCCGUGGUGGAGCGUGCGGAAGUCUGGCUCUUCCUAAAAGUCCCCAAGGCCAACAGGAACAGGACCAAAGUCACGAUCCGUCUCUUUCAGCAGCUGAAGCACCCGCAGGGCAGCGUGGACACAGGGGAUGAGGCCGAGGCCGUUGGAUUAAUGGAGGAGAGGAGUGAACUGUUGAUAUCGGAAAAGGCAGUGGAUGCUCGCAAGAGCACCUGGCACAUCUUCCCCGUCUCCAGCAGCAUCCAGCGGUUGCUGGACCAGGGCAGGAGCUCCCUGGACAUUCGGAUUGCCUGUGAGCAGUGCCAUGAGACUGGUGCCAGCCUCGUGCUCCUGGGCAAGAAGAAAAAGAAAGAAGAGGACGGGGAAGGAAAGAAAAAGGCUGGAGGAGAAGGAGGGGUGGGAGGAGACGAGGAGAAGGAGCAGUCCCACAGACCUUUCCUCAUGCUGCAGGCCCGGCAGUCGGAAGACCACCCCCAUCGGAGGCGGCGGCGGGGCUUGGAGUGCGACGGCAAGGUCAACAUCUGCUGUAAGAAACAGUUCUUUGUUAGUUUCAAGGACAUUGGCUGGAAUGACUGGAUCAUCGCUCCCUCUGGCUACCAUGCCAACUACUGCGAGGGUGAGUGCCCGAGCCAUAUAGCAGGCACGUCAGGGUCAUCGCUCUCCUUUCAUUCAACCGUCAUCAACCACUACCGCAUGCGGGGGUACAGCCCCUUCUCCAACCUCAAGUCGUGCUGUGUGCCCACCAAGCUGAGGCCCAUGUCCAUGUUGUACUAUGAUGACGGGCAAAACAUCAUCAAGAAGGACAUUCAGAACAUGAUAGUGGAGGAGUGUGGGUGCUCGUAGAGGGCCCAGCCCAGGGGGAACGGGAACAAGAGUUGUCCAGAGAGGACGGUGGCAAAAUGAAGAAAUGUUUAAGGUUUCUAAGAAAAAACCAGAAAAAUAAGAAAUU
Molecule: messenger RNA, 1686 nt
Organism: Myotis davidii
Lineage: Eukaryota; Metazoa; Chordata; Mammalia; Chiroptera; Vespertilionidae
Gene: INHBA
Product: inhibin beta A
Exons: 3
Coding region: 300-1580 (426 amino acids)
Biological process (GO): SMAD protein signal transduction; BMP signaling pathway
Cellular component (GO): extracellular region
Molecular function (GO): growth factor activity; cytokine activity; hormone activity
Source: RefSeq, a predicted model, not a curated record